AUGCCUCCACUACCAAGUCAGAAAGGCACUGGCAAGAAGGGUCGUGAUGCUCGUCAAAGCCGCAGUCGUAACUCUACCCCAAUCUUGGGCGGCACCGCCGUUACCAGCUCCAUUUCUCAAUCCGAAAUUGGCGAAACCUCUCUCCUCGAACUCCCCAGAAGCGCUUUCCCCAUAUGCGAAGAGGUCUUGGGUUCUGAUAUAGGCCCUGCAAUCCCAAGUUCCAGGGAUCUGGAGGCGAUAUCCGACAAACUUCAAAAACUCGUGCACGCAAUCGAGACGCGCGGUUCUACAUCAGAUCGUGGCAUGAGGCUGCUUGCGCUCAUGAAAAAGGAGCGAUUGCAGGAAGAUCAGCAAGAACGUCGGGAUGAGGAGCGUAAGGAGAGGCAAAAACGGGAUGCGGCCGACGAAGAGGAACGAGGGAGACACAAGGCCGCCAAGGUGAAGAAACGGAAAGAGAUGAGUACAUCAAGGGAAGAACGACCGCUCACUCACGGCGCGCAUGGAUUAGCUCCUCAAGAUGGAUCAAAUUUGGAACGAUUCUCUCCCAGCCCUUCUGCUAGGAAGGCUUCGCGUCGAUUGUCCGGCGACAAUGAUUCGGCAAGUUCCUCGUUAUCUCCUGUUGCGCCAGCGACACCCACUGCCACGGGAAUGGAAUUGGAUGAGAAAGACGAGGCACUCGACGAUGACUCGAGUGCUGAUGAACACCAACCGCUUCCCGCGCCCGCCAUUCCCCAUCUACAGACCUUUGGCCAUGAUCCUUCUACGUUCCCGGAUCCCACCGUGUAUGAUAUCAGGAUCGUCACCGACGACAUGGAUGAAGAGACGAAGAAGGAGAUAUACUCGGUAUCUACAUAUCCCAAAUCCAAUCUGGAGGAUCUAAUCCCUGGAUCUCCGCCGGACAAAGAUUUUAGUAACGCCAAACCUACGAAUCAAGUCCAAGCGAAUACUUUUGCGACAUACAUUGAGCCGUAUUUUCGCGCAUACACGGAAGAAGAUCUCGCUUUCCUCCGCGAGAGAGCGGAUCGAUACAACUCGAUGCAGAUGCCGUCUAGAGGAGCAGAGCAUUAUACCGAUAAGUGGGCGAGGGAGGACGCUGGGAACAUGAUGAUCGAUCCGCGGCAUAAUCGCGAUACCUUACCAGCAAACAGAGCUCGCGGUGAUUUUGAAAGUAUAGACGAUGUGUCAGCAGAGACGGACUCCAUUUCAGCUGGGCCGCUUCUUUCAAGGCUUUUAGCAGUGCUACGUCCUGAACACAGGGCUCCAGCCGCAGAAGAGAAGCCAACCGUCAAUGGGCUAACCAACGGCGAGGCCAAUGUCAACGGCGAGUCGAACGGGGACUUUGGUGAUAUUAUGCAAUCUUCAAGCGACGUCCCAGCGCCUAUGCCUGCAGCUACAUACAUGACGGAAUCGUCCUCUGAAUCCUGGAAGAAAACCGUGCAUCCCAAGUUGGAUCAUUCACAGGUCGACGAAAGGAUCAAGCAAGAGCUACGGCACAUUGGUAUACUUUCGCCUGAAAUCGAGCCUGAAUACGAUCAUCACGAGGAUGAUGAGAUUGCGGUCCGUCUUCGGUCUUUACAAGCCGAACUGAGGCAGCAGGCAGUGAUGAAUGGGGCGCGAAAAGCUCGCCUGCAGGAAUUGGUCAAAGAGAGAAUGGCUCAUCAGGAGUACACCACUAUUCUUGAGGAUCUUGACGGCCAAGUACAAACAGCAUAUCUCAAACGGACACGUACUAUGGGCAAGAACAAAAAGACCAAGAGGCCAGGCGGUGCUGGUGGUGGUAGUCACUUUGUUGGCAGUGGUGGAGCGAAUGGAAUGGCCCGACCUGGAAUUGGUGAUUUAACCAAGACGGUUAUGGAGAGAAGAAAGAAAUGGAUUGAAGGUGUCGGUCCCGUGUUUGACGAUGAGCGGAGCACAGUCAAAGUUCCCAGGGCCUCGAAUCCUGGGAGCUCUAUCAUGAAACCGGAGGAUAUGGCCGAAUACAUCAAGAGGGAAAAGGAGAGCUGGGAAGAAGACGCCGAAGACGAUUAA
This is a messenger RNA of Glarea lozoyensis ATCC 20868, 2028 nucleotides long. RefSeq lists its product as uncharacterized. Gene Ontology annotation, biological process: regulation of transcription by RNA polymerase II. Gene Ontology annotation, molecular function: transcription coactivator activity. Gene Ontology annotation, cellular component: SAGA complex. The record is from RefSeq and is a predicted model, not a curated record. Bases 1 to 2028 code for a protein of 675 amino acids. The transcript has 2 exons. NCBI's taxonomy places the organism in Eukaryota, Fungi, Ascomycota, Leotiomycetes, Helotiales, Helotiaceae.